GGCUGCUCCUUUUCAUCCGGUCUGGUGAUCCCGCCCGGCAAAACAACUGCCUUACUCUCGAGUGAAGGCGGGCUUGGAUGCCGCAUCACAGUGAGGACAGACUGACACCUAGUGGCCAGAAGCCGCAACUACUCCAGGCCGCUGCCCUGGAGAGAGGGUCACCCCAGCUGUCUGGGCAAAUCCGCAGCCUUCCCCGCCCCAGCCUCCAAGGAGCCAGAGGAGGGUUGGGACUGUCUGAGGGAGGACUGUGACAACCGCUAUGCUCCAGGAGCCCAAGAAUGGUGGGGAGGAGCGUGGUGAUGGUGGGUGACUCAACAGUUCCUAAGCACACUCGUGCGGAGCGCGGGAGAGAACUGCCGGACGAGACGGCUUAAAGGGCGGACAGACAGACGGCAGGGAGGGCCAGCAUGCCCCUACUGUUGCACCCCGCCUGGCCGCUGCUCCUGGGCGCCACGCUGACCUUCCGGGCACUCCGGCGCGUGCUCUGUCGCCUGCCCCUGCCUGCACACGUGCAAACCGACCCCCUGCGCACCUGGCGUUGGCACAAUCUACUCGUCUCCUUCACCCACUCCAUUGUAUCGGGAAUCUGGGCACUGCUGUGCAUAUGGCAAACCCCUGAAAUGCUGGUGGAGAUUGAAACGGCAUGGUCGGUCUCUGGCUAUUUGCUUGUUUGCUUCUCUGCAGGAUACUUUAUCCAUGACACAGUGGACAUCGUGGUUAGCAGGCAGACUCGAGCUUCUUGGGAAUACCUUGUUCAUCAUGUCAUGGCUAUGGGCGCCUUCUUCUCCGGUAUCUUUUGGAAAAGAUUUGUUGGUGGUGGCGUCUUAACACUACUGGUGGAGGUCAGCAACAUCUUCCUCACCUUAAGGAUGAUGAUGAAGAUAAACAAUGCCCAGGAUCUCCUCCUCUACAAGGUCAACAAGUAUGUCAACUUGGUCAUGUACUUCCUCUUCCGGCUGGCCCCCCAGGCCUACCUCACCAAGUUCUUCCUACAGUAUGCGGGCCAGAGGACCCUGGGGACAUUCUUGUUGGCCAUCCUCCUCAUGCUGGACGUGAUGAUCCUCAUCUACUUUUCUCGCCUCCUCCGCUCUGACUUCUGCCCUGAACGUGCACCCAGCCGCCAACAAAAAGACAAAUUCUUGACUGAGUGAGAAAGUAGAGCCCGGACGUGUGACAGAGACAGAAGGCACAGCCAACAGCUUUGUAACCUUAACUAGGACUCUGUCUGCCCCAAGCUUGGGUGUAUUCUGGGGCCAGCCUUGCCACCUUAAGCUUACACCCACACUAUUGAAAACACUAAUGAAAGCUC
Molecule: messenger RNA, 1309 nt
Organism: Apodemus sylvaticus (European woodmouse)
Lineage: Eukaryota; Metazoa; Chordata; Mammalia; Rodentia; Muridae
Gene: Tlcd1
Product: TLC domain containing 1
Exons: 5
Coding region: 408-1151 (247 amino acids)
Biological process (GO): regulation of membrane lipid distribution; membrane assembly; phospholipid homeostasis
Cellular component (GO): plasma membrane
Source: RefSeq, a predicted model, not a curated record